GGGCUGGGGGGAGAAAGCCCGAGAGCAGGGUUCGGUGCCUUUUCCUCUGUCCCCAGCCGGUGCCCGGAGCCCCCCUCCCCUUCCUCCCCACCCCCUCCCCUCCCCGGCCCUGCCCUCCCCCUUGUCCCGGGAUCGCUCCGUCGCACCCACCAUGAUGGAAGACGACGGGCAGCCCCGGACUCUACACACACAAGCUAAGACAUAUGGUUCUAUCAUCAGAAAACAAUAUGGUGUUUAUAGCCUAGAUACGUAGGUAACCUCUCCAGAGAUGUGACAGAAGUUCUUAUUCUUCAGUUAUUCAGUCAGAUUGGACCCUGUAAAAGCUGUAAAAUGAUCACAGAGCAACCCGAUAGCAGAAGGGUCAACUCUUCUGUUGGAUUUUCUGUUUUGCAGCAUACAAGCAAUGACCCAUAUUGCUUUGUGGAAUUUUAUGAACACAGAGAUGCAGCUGCUGCAUUAGCUGCUAUGAAUGGGAGAAAAAUUUUGGGAAAGGAGGUCAAAGUAAACUGGGCAACAACACCAAGUAGCCAGAAAAAAGAUACUUCCAAUCAUUUCCACGUGUUUGUUGGAGAUUUGAGUCCAGAAAUUACAACAGAAGAUAUCAAAUCAGCAUUUGCCCCCUUUGGUAAAAUAUCGGAUGCCCGAGUAGUUAAAGACAUGGCAACUGGAAAAUCCAAAGGCUAUGGCUUUGUGUCUUUUUAUAAUAAACUGGAUGCAGAAAAUGCAAUUGUGCAUAUGGGAGGUCAGUGGUUGGGUGGUCGUCAGAUCAGAACCAAUUGGGCUACACGUAAACCCCCUGCACCUAAAAGUACACAAGAAAAUAACACUAAGCAGCUGAGAUUUGAAGAUGUAGUAAACCAGUCAAGUCCAAAAAACUGUACUGUGUACUGUGGAGGAAUUGCUUCUGGCUUAACAGAUCAGCUUAUGAGGCAGACCUUCUCACCAUUUGGGCAAAUUAUGGAAAUCCGAGUUUUUCCAGAAAAGGGCUAUUCAUUUGUCAGAUUUUCUACCCAUGAAAGUGCGGCUCAUGCUAUUGUUUCGGUGAAUGGUACUACAAUUGAAGGACAUGUUGUUAAAUGCUAUUGGGGUAAAGAAUCUCCUGAUAUGACUAAAAACUUUCAACAGGUUGACUAUAGUCAGUGGGGCCAGUGGAGCCAAGUUUAUGGAAACCCACAACAGUAUGGACAGUAUAUGGCAAAUGGGUGGCAAGUACCGCCUUACGGGGUGUACGGGCAGCCGUGGAAUCAACAAGGGUUUGGAGUAGAUCAAUCACCUUCAGCUGCUUGGAUGGGUGGAUUUGGUGCUCAGCCUCCCCAAGGACAAGCCCCUCCCCCUGUAAUACCUCCUCCCAACCAAGCUGGAUAUGGCAUGGCCAGUUACCAAACACAGUGAGCGGGGACUCUAAACAAAAUGUAAUUCAUGAUAGCUUCAAUUUCCUUGUGACACUCUGAAGACAUGAAAGUAGACAUCGGAAAAUGAAAAUAUUUAUUUUAAAAAUUGAAAUGUUUGGAACCUUUAGCACAGCUUUGCUUUGGUGAAGGACACAUGUCUUCUAGUUCUGCCUUUUUAAGUUUUUGUUCAUGAUGGAUAUGAACAUGAUUUUUCUUUGUGUAUAAAAACUAAAAUAAAGUGAAUAAAAAAUUCUGACUACAAAUUUUGAUAUAAUAGGAGAAAUGGGUAAUACAUUUUGAUUCUUAGAUACUAUUCCAUUUUUAUCUUGCUGUUCAGUAUUUUAACUCACUGUGUUUUUAAAAGAGCAAAAAAGGGAGGAUCGUGAAAAACUGGGAAUCAUAUAUAAGUUCAUCCUGAAUUUUGAUACUCCCCUCCCCUCCCCCGAGGUGGACCACAUUCGAAGUCAGCAGGAAAAAACAGUGAUAUUGAGAAGAAAUGCAUGACUUUGGAGUCGCUUUGGAGGAAAUACUUUCUCUGUGCCUAAAGAAACUGAAACCAGACUGAUAAAAGAAAUUUUGUAACCUAAAUAAGGAACAGCAUUGUCUGACUUACUUGAGCAAAUGUUGGUGGUCCACAUUAAGACAUAUUUUUAAAACUUUAAAAAGUGUUCAUAAUUAAAACUGUAGUAAACUACAUUUCAUUUUGGGGGGAAAAUCCCAAAUAUGGUGUUUGUAUUAAAGUCAGACAGUCAUACCUAUGCUUUUACAUGAAGUUUAAAUGAUAUACAUUGUAAAUAUUGAAUACAGUGUUUUAAAAGCAUGCUUCAACAUAGAAGUAGCAACAAUGUAAUUAUUUGAAGUAACACUUAACACACUCCACUGCAUUGAAUGCAAUGGAUGAAUAAGAAUGUUUAAGACUGACAUUUCCAAGGUUGGCUACUAUGUAAGAUUAAAAUUCUACAAAUGACAGAAAAAGCCUUAAUUUUAAUUUCAUACAAAUCUGAUGCAUUAGUACAUUUUAAAAUGUCAUUGGAAAUUAGAUUUUUUUUUUCUUUUUUCUGUUUUUGCUUUACAUCAUCUGGUAUGUAAAUACCUUGAUUAAAACCUUGUAAGCCUAUUUCAAGGUUCCUAUAAGUUGUAUAGUACAAGUGUUUUUAAAAAAUCUUGGGGUGUUUUUUAAAAUUAGAUAUAUUUUGCCCAAGAAUUUUUUUAACAAGAUUGUUAAAACAUCUUAUUUAGACAGUUUGAUGUACCAAUUUAUAAUUGGAUAUUCAGCUUAAAUAGUACACAGAGUUGUGACUUUUAUUUUUAAUUAAUUUUUUCCUUGUGGGUAGUGUGCAUGGGAUGACAAGUCUGAACAGAGGCUGAGCUGUAUGAGUGCAGAGUUUGUAAAUGAUUCGAUUGGGUAAGAUUAACACUUGAUUCUGAGGUAUUUUUCAGGCCAUGUGCAUACAGUCUGCCUCAAAUUUCUAUCAUAACAGGAAUGUAAAAGAGAUAAAAAUUCUAUCUAUUCGAAUUUUGACAGCUAGGGGGUGCAAAUGUUUAGGCAGUGUAUUUGAAAUGUUUUGAAGUCUGGAAACCAAAAUGAAAAAAACUCUUUACAGUUACACUAUAAGAUACAGUUAGCACCCACAAAUUACUGGUUCUUAAACUUUUGAAGUCUUACAAUUAGCUUUAAAAUAAUGGUUUUGUAAGUUGGUCUCCACAGUAAUUUUGGUAUUUUCCUUCUUCCCCCAUUUAGAACUUCAUUAAAUAUGAAAAUUUGCAGAGUCCUAAGUUGUUCGUCUUCAGGCCAAAUUUUUUAUGGCACUUUAGUUUUAACCACAGUACUCAUUUAUUACAUUCAUCUAUUAUAAAAUUUACCCUUAUUUCUUUUGUUCAUGGUUAGUAUCUUUGGGGGAUGUUUUGGAAAAUUUACUUUAUACUUUAUAAGGAGAACACUCAAAUUAUAUCAAUUACGCCUCCUAGUUAAAAUUUUCUUAAAUAUAUGUGAAACUUGAACUAAACUCUGAGUUUGCCUUUUUCGGUCUGCCAGUAAAUUAAGUAGCUUGUUGCAACACCAGACUAGUUAAUACUGCAUAGGAAACAUAUGACUGAAAUCUUUUCAUCUUAAUCUGAAAGAACAAGAUUACGUGCUCAGUUCAGUUAAUGGAAAUUAUUAAUAUUUCUUAUUAAAUGGUUUUUAAAAUAUAAAGCUACUUAUCCAAAUGAAAUGUACCAUUUUAAAAUACAACUAUCAAGCUAACACAGACUCAAGAACUAUUUUAUAACCCAGAGUGAAGUCAGUGCUAUCUUGAUCCAAUUUAAGCCUAAGAAUCGUUGCCUUUUCCAUGUUCAUUAAAAACAGCAGCAGAGAUUCUUUGGCAAGCAAGAAAAUGUUUAUUUCAUAAUCACUUUGAGAUUUAUUUUUGGUGAUGUGUUUCUGCCUACCACCUUCUUUGCUCUGAUCUCUCUACUAGUAUUUCCCCUCAUGCCAUUCCCACUUUCAUGUCUGCUGGCAGUGAGAGGCUGAAAUGACUGGCCAACUUAAGCCAAAGCUGUAAACCACAGUUGAAGUAAGUCUUUCAAUAAAGACUAGACUAUAUGAUGA
This is a messenger RNA of Cervus elaphus (red deer), 3981 nucleotides long. It is a transcript of the gene TIAL1, whose product is annotated as TIA1 cytotoxic granule associated RNA binding protein like 1. Lineage: Eukaryota; Metazoa; Chordata; Mammalia; Artiodactyla; Cervidae. Gene Ontology annotation, molecular function: mRNA binding; DNA binding. The record is from RefSeq and is a predicted model, not a curated record. Gene Ontology annotation, cellular component: cytosol. The transcript has 13 exons. The coding region runs from base 331 to 1392 and encodes 353 amino acids.